UUUACAUUCCUUCAAGUUUGAUUGUUGGAAUGUCCUGGGUUUCCUUCUGGUUGAACCGAGGAGCUGCUCCUGCUAGAGUUGGUCUAGGGGUCACUACAGUGCUAACCAUGACAACUCUCAUGUCAAGUGUAAACGCAUCCCUGCCUAAAAUCUCGUACAUGAAGUCUAUAGACAUAUAUCUCGAGGUGUGCUUCUUUAUGGUGUUCGGUGCUCUGAUUGAGUACGCAUGCGUAGGAUAUACCGCCAAGCGGAUACAGCUGCGCAAAAACCGGUUCCUUGCCGUACAGAAACUAGCAGAGGAAAAGAAAGAAGAAGCUUUAAAACAAAUGAGUAACAUGAAGGCAAUGGAGUUGGAUUUGAAGCAGCGUCACCCUGAUAACUACCAUAUGCAAGGUUGCAGGGACGGAAGGAUGCAAGGCCCCCCUCCUCCAAUCCGCAGAGAUCAUCCUAAGCAGGCUACAGUUAGGCUGCACAGCUGUUGUAUGAUGACCUGUACCCUAAACGGUGGACCCGAGAUGGGACAAGAAUCCUCAAGGCAAAUGCCAGGAAUGCCCCCAGUUCCCCCUCCCCCAGCCCCUGCGGUUCCACAAGCCCCCCCGGAACGUCUGUUUGGAAUGAAGGCCAGCGAUAUCGACAAAUACAGCAGGAUUGUGUUCCCCAUCACCUUCCUCUCAUUCCAUCUCAUGUACUGGAUGAUCUAUCUCACCAUCUCCAACGAGGUUGUCGACGAUCUUGUCUAUCUCGUCUAAAUCAGCUGAUAAGUGCCAUUUAAAAAUUGGUCCCAGCAGCUGAUAUGUCACCUACCACUUCUAGUCAAGUUACGGCAUCUAACAUGCUAUCUACUACUUCUAGAUCAAUCCGAGCAGUUGGUAUGUCACCAGAAUUAUUUGAUGUUUCAGCUUCUUUUUCAAGAUCAAUCCCAACAGUCGGUAUGUCACCAGAAUCAAUUGAGGUUUCAGCUUCUUUUUCAAGAUCAAUCCGAGCAGUUGGUAUGUCACCAGAAUUAUUUGAUGUUUCACCUUAUUUUUCAAGGUCAACCCCAACAGUUGGUGUGUCACCAGAAUCAAUUGAUGUUUCAGAUUCUUUUUCAAGAUCGAUCCGAGCAGUAGGUAUGUCACCAGAAUCAUUUGAUGUUUUACCUUCUUUUGCAAGAUCAAUCCCAGAAGUUGGUAUGUCACCAUAAUCAUUUGAUGUUUUCCUUCUUUUUCAAGAUCAAUCCCAACAGUUGGUAUGUCACCAGAAUCAAUUGAGGUUUCAGCUUCUUUUUCAAGAUCAAUCCCAGAAGUUGGUAUGUCAUGUCACCAGAAUCAUUUGAUAUUUCACCUUAUUUUUCAAGGUCAACCCCAACAGUUGGUGUGUCACCAGAAUCAAUAGAUGUUUCAGAUUCUUUUUCAAGAUCGAUCCGAGCAGUAGGUAUGUCACCAUAAUCAUUUGAUGUUUUACCUUCUUUUGCAAGAUCAAUCCCAGAAGUUGGUAUGUCACCAGAAUCAUUUGAUGUUUCACCUUAUUUUUAAGAUCAAUCCAAGAAGUUGGUAUUUCAACAGACUCAUUUGAAGUGUCAGAUUCUACUUCUAGAUUAUCAAUAGCCAUUGAUAUGUCACCAGAAUCAUUUGAUGAAUUUCCCCCUCUACUUGCAGAUCAAUUUUAGCGAAUGAUAUGUCACCAGAUCAAAGCAGUUGAUAUGCCAGCUAAAAAUUCUAGAUCAAUAAAAGCGAUCCAUAAUCAGUUGAAAUGUCACCUCAUAGUUCUAGAUCAUGCAUACCGUUUGAUAUGUCACCAGAAUCAGUUAAUGUGUCACCUACCACUUCUACAUCUAUCCUAGCAUCUGAGAAUUAUGUUGAUGGUUGUAUGGAAACAAAACUCUCAAACUAGGAUACAAUAAUAGAAAAAAAUAAUUGAUGUACACUACUACAAAUGCAUCUAGUCUUAGAUGUAGUCAGCUCUUGAAAACUGGGUAUGAGUAAAUGAUCAUGUGACGAGAGUAUUUUGAGUAAAUGAUCAUGUGAAGAGAGUAUAUUGAGUAAAUGAUCAUGCGACGAGAGUAUUUUGAGUUAAUGAUCAUGUGACGACAGUAUAUUGAGUGAAUUAUCAUAUGGCGAGAGUAUAUUGAGUAAAUGAUCAUGUGACGAGAGUAUAUUGAGUGAAUGAUCUAGUAAAGAGAGUAUAUUAAGUGAAUGAUCAUGUGACGACUGACGAGUAUAUUGAUUGAACGAUCAUGUGACAAGUAUAUUGAGUAAAUGAUCACGUGAAGAGAGUAUAUUGAGUGAAUGUUCAUAUGAGAGUAUAUUGAGUGAAUGAUCAUGUGAAGAGAGUAUAUUGAGUGAAUGAUCAUGUGACGUGAGUAUAUUGAUUGAAAGAUAAUGUGAAUAGAGUAUAUCGAGUGAAUGAUCAUGUGAGAGAGUAUAUUGAGUAAAUGAUCAUGUGAGAGAGUAUAUUGAGUAAAUGAUCAUGUGAAGGGAGUAUAUCGAGUGAAUGAUCAUGUGAAGAGUAUAUUAAGUAAAUGAUUGCGUGACGAGCAUAUUAAGUAAUUGAUGUUAUGACAAUUAUAUUGAGUAAAUGAUGAUAUGACGAGUAUAUUGAGUAAAUGAUCAUAUGACGUUUAUAUUGAGUAAAUGAUCAUAUGAAGAGUAUAUUGAGUAAAUGAUCAUAUGACGAGUAUAUUGAGUAAAUGAGCAUGUAAAAAGCUAAAGAAUGAUCAUAACACAAACUCCUUUAACUUAUUAAUUGAUGUUUAAAAUUAAUCAUCAAAUUCGAUUUUAUAAUUUUCGAGAGACAUUGAUGAAAAAACAAGACAAAAUCUUUGAAAUAUUGUUUUUGGCAUCAUGUAAAAAGUAGCUUUUUCAUUGGAUUAUUUUUUAGAAAUUCCCUGAUUUCAAUAAAAGAUGGAGAGUAAGUAUAUACUUCAAGUGAUUGUUUGCAUCCAAACAAUUGUUCGUUGUUAAAAUUAACAUUUCAACAGAUUUAAUAAAUUAGAAUUAAGUAAGUUAAAAACUACAUUAAAAUGUAUAAACUCUAACUUUGUACAUAGGAAUAAUUAUGCAGGAAGUAUUACAUAAAUCUGUAUUUAUCAAUAUUGCUUUGUAAGGGUUGUGAUUUAUAAUAAUGCCAAACGUUCUAUAACCUUCUGUUACAAAAAAUUGUUUACUUUUUUAAAAAGAUUGGCGCCGAGAUACAUUCUUUAGAAUUUAGAAUUUUUUAUGAAUUCAAGUAUUAACCAUUAAACUAGCGUCGUUGUUAUAAAUUGUAAGAAUAAAAUUGUAAAUAAUGGCUAUAAAAGAAUAUCCUUAUAGAGAUGAGUAAAAAUAUCCACCUUGGGUAUAACCAUUAAUGCAUGGCGUUGACAAAAAAGCUCAAAAUCAGCCUGAAAUAUAUAUUUACAUGCAUCUAUAUCUUUGUCGCUUGCUUGCAACUUAUGUAAUGUUAAAAUAUUAAUGCUUAGAGUUAAAAAUAAUAGAUCCUAUUAAGAUGUUUAUGGGUUAGUGUCUACUAAAGAGUACACUAAUUGCGUCUUGUCUAGAUAUUUAUCGUGGAUUAUUGUCUAAUGAAGAGUACACUAAUUGCGUCAUGUAAAGUUAUCCUCCCUAGUUCAAUCCUCAUUGUAACAUUAAACUAUCCAUGUACUUCGACAAAGCAUUGCAAUGCAAAAGUGUAGGAUUCCGUUGAUUUCAAUUAAGAGUAUUAAAACAGAGCUGAAAACUUUAGAAAUGGAUACCCUUAAUACCGAUCGCUUAAUUUGAAUAUCCAGUGUGUACACUUUUGAUUUAUGCUUAAUCCUCUCUUUUUCCCUUUUUCUUGGAUAUUCCUACGGGAUUCCGACCAAUGAGAGUUCUCUCAAUAAAUUGCGGGCAAAAUUUUAAGUUGCGCGACUUCUACAAUUUCUACAAUCGACAGUCGAUCUGACUGGCUGCAUCUUAGAUACUUACCUGGAUACACAGUCGAUCUGACUGGCUACAUCUUAGAUACUUACCUGGAUACACAGUCGAUCUGACUGGCUGCAUCUUAGAUACUUACCUGGUUACACAGUCGAUCUGACUGGCUGCAUCUGAGAUGCUUACCUGGAUACACAGUCGAUCUGACUGGCUGCAUCUUAGAUACUUACCUGGAUACACAGUCGAUCUGACUGACUGAAUCUGAGAUACUUACCUGGAUACAAACUGAAAAUUAUAAUAAUUUUAAAAUAGAUAA
This is a messenger RNA of Eurytemora carolleeae, 4185 nucleotides long. Its product is annotated as gamma-aminobutyric acid receptor subunit beta. Gene Ontology annotation, biological process: regulation of membrane potential; chloride transmembrane transport; nervous system process. The transcript is spliced from 5 exons. NCBI's taxonomy places the organism in Eukaryota, Metazoa, Arthropoda, Copepoda, Calanoida, Temoridae. The coding region runs from base 30 to 749 and encodes 239 amino acids. Gene Ontology annotation, molecular function: neurotransmitter receptor activity; transmembrane signaling receptor activity; chloride channel activity. Gene Ontology annotation, cellular component: membrane; synapse; neuron projection. The record is from RefSeq and is a predicted model, not a curated record.